AUGUUUGAGAGACUUGCAUCUGAAACAUCCCUCAGGUUUGGGAGUAGACGUGGAAGUGUGCUCCAGCUUUCUCUUCUUAUCAGUAGCCGUCUUGAUAGCAUCCUUGGUCAAAGGUCACUUGGCAAAUUGCUACGGACAGAAGCAGGGAAGGCGGAAGUGAACAUGACGGUCUUGAACGUCUUGAGGUCCUUGACGCCCGAUGACUCGACAGCUGCACAGGCCUUCCUGAACUUCUCGGUGAAGGCAGAGACAUCGGUAUCACCAGUGGCAGGCGGGGUGUCGGACAUCGUGACCGCUCCGUACUGGAUUGUCGUCGUAAUAGAGGUUCCAUUGUUUGGUAAUUCAUCAUCAUCAUUGACAUUGACAGCAGCAUUGGCACCAGCAGCAGCAGGCUCGGACGCACUCUCCUUCGACUUGUUGGCGUUCUCGGCGUUCACAACAUCUUUCUCCGUCGCCUUCUCAACUCCCGGCUUCUCCUCCAUUUCCACAUCAGUAUUGGAAGCAGUAUCAGACAUUUUUGAUAGCAGUAAU
Messenger RNA from Acytostelium subglobosum LB1, 531 nucleotides. RefSeq lists its product as hypothetical. The annotation marks the transcript as partial. The transcript has 3 exons. The record is from RefSeq and is a predicted model, not a curated record. Lineage: Eukaryota; Evosea; Eumycetozoa; Acytosteliales; Acytosteliaceae.